Hibiscus syriacus is the source of this 1195-nucleotide messenger RNA. RefSeq names its product protein ABHD11. The record is from RefSeq and is a predicted model, not a curated record. The coding region runs from base 17 to 1033 and encodes 338 amino acids. The transcript is spliced from 5 exons. NCBI's taxonomy places the organism in Eukaryota, Viridiplantae, Streptophyta, Magnoliopsida, Malvales, Malvaceae.
AGCACGAGUGUUUGAAAUGGCUCGACUCGUUAGGAACAAACAUGGAACUCCCUGCACUCUCCUGACUCGUUUUCUUAACUCACCGAGUUCCCUCCUGACUCAGCCCUACCGCAAUACCUCAAACAGAUCCCUCCAAACCCUAGCUUAUGAAGAAAUCCAGGUCAAUCCAAACAAACCCUAUACUCACACAGCUUUGGUCCUCCACGGCCUCCUUGGCUCCGCCCGCAACUGGCGUUCAUUUUCCCGCAGCCUCGCCUCGUCUCUAUCCACCUCCCCUUCUUCCGAGUGGAGGAUGGUGCUGGUGGAUUUAAGGAACCAUGGGAAGUCAACGGACAUACAAGGGUUCGAUCCGCCGGAUGAUAUGGUGAAUGCAGCCAAAGAUUUGGGUGAUUUGAUAAACUUCAAAAACUGGGAUUCGCCUGAUGUUGUCAUUGGUCACUCCAUGGGUGGCAAAGUUGCUUUGCAAUUCGCCCAGAGUUGUGGGAAUAGAGAUUAUGGUGAAAAUGUUAAGCUUCCCAAACAGCUUUGGGUGUUUGAUUCUGUCCCUGGAGAAGUGAAAUCGGAAAACAGUGAUGGUGAAGUAGAAAAGGUUUUGCAGACCUUGCAAAGUUUACCUUCAACAGUUCCAUCACGGAAGUGGCUUGUUAAUCAUAUGCUCGAACUUGGCUUCUCUAAGUCGUUGUCGGAGUGGAUAGGCACCAACCUCAAGAAAUCUGGGGGAGAAGAGACAUGGGCUUUUAAUCUUGAUGGUGCUAUUCAGAUGUUUAAUUCCUACAGGGAGAUGUCGUAUUGGUCUUUGUUGGAGCACCCUCCGAAAGAACUGGAGAUAGCUAUUGUACGUGCAGAGAAAAGUGAUCGGUGGGAUGCGGAUGUGAUUACUCGGCUUAAAAGACUUGCUAGUCAGGAAGGAGAUGGAUCUGCAGGGAAGAUUUCAGUUCAUGUUCUUCCCAAUUCAGGCCACUGGGUUCAUGUGGACAACCCGAAGGGCCUACUUGAGAUUGUGUCGCCCAAGCUGAAGUCUCUAGCCUCUUAAUGUAAUUUCAAGAGGCCCCGAUACCAGGUUUGAACCUAUUUUGCUUUGGGAUUCAUAUAUUGUUCUUAGAUUUGGUCCCAAGGGUGUUGGGAUGGUUUAUGGUGGGGCAAAUGUUUCACCCAUGAAUUUUCUUACGACUGCAAUAAUCUCGCUGGAUAUCGA